AUGUCGGUAGCCUCAGCAGACGCAGCCCAGCUACUCGCCCUCCACAACAGUCCGCUCUGCGUCCGACCCCCUGCACUCAAGCCGCUCAGCGAAUGGUUUGGUGAUUGCGACUUCAAUUCGGUCAGAUCCCAACCCAACCAUGCUCCCCCGAAUGCCAACACAUCCCCCAAUCAACGACCCAGCCAGCAGCAGCAGACAUCCCCCGACAACAAAUCACAAGCACUCUCCCAGUCCCUAGCUAGUCUCCCCGUCCUAGGAAGGAGCCAGCCACCCGCCAGGAAUCCGUUUGCCAACUUUGGCAAAUUCGGAACGGAGGAGCUCCCCUCUAGUCUACAUCUCAACGGCCCAAACAGCCCUCUCAACAGCUCAUCUAUCAAGGGUGGCCGCAGGCUCAUCGACCGCGAUUGUGCCCCUCACAUAGCCAGGACAGACAACUUGAAUAUUGACGGCAGUCGGAGAAAGCCAAACGAGAAUUCGCUCGGAACCGGUAAAGAGCGAAACGCCAACCAAAGAAUACCCGACGACCAAGGAUCAGCCGACGGUAAGUUGAACAACAACACCACCUCCAACCGUCGAACGCUGGACAGGUACGUCCCCGAUCGCGAUCGGGAUGACGCCCGACUACGUAAUCGGGAACGAGAACGUGAGAGAGAUGUCGAGCGAGAUAAGACCCGUCGAUCGAGUAUCAACCCUCGAGAUGGCACAACGGGCGACGAACAGAUGAACUGGAGAAGACCUCCCCCGGGUACGACUGCCGGUCAACCCACCAAGCGAUCUACCUCCUACCAUCAACAACAACAACAACAAGCCAACAAUCCAGCUCGAGCCAACAAGGAUACCCCCGACACGCGCGAUCACUCCGUUCGUGAAAAGGACCGAGAGAAGACGAUCAACAACAACAAGUAUCCUCAGACCUCCAACUCUUCAAACCGCAACAAUAAUCAGCAACGAGCUCGAGAAAAGGAAAACACCACCUCCAGUCAACUUCCCUCAUCAGGCUCGCUUGCCACGGCUUCUAGAGAGACACCCCCGAUUUCCCCAAAUGUGUCUCUGACUUCCCAUCCCACCAGACGGGUUAAGGAUGGUGCCUGGGACUCGGGAGAGGGCAAAUGGGAGAUCUCCAAGCCGUCUAACGGGCUUCGAAACGAUAAUGGAUAUGGAUCCAGCGAAACGGAUGCCAUCCAAACUUGGAAAGCUGAGAUGAAGGCACUGGAGGCUCAAAAGAAAUUGGCUGCGGCCGCAGCUACCGACUCCCAAGACCACUCUUCCACCGCUCUCAAGGAGGAACACCGUCCAGCGGGCGGCAGCGCAGCGGCAGCUAUUGAUACCCAUGUCGACAAGCCCGAUCGUGACUUUCACUCAAACCCCUCAAAACAGUUUGAUUUUACAGCCAUAUCCGGAACUCCUGAUGAAAGUGGUCUCACAAGCUCGCAUCCUGCUAAUGAGAACGAACUUGCCGUCCUUCCUAGAGCAAGCCGGUUUGCGAAGUUUUUCGAUCACAACAAGGAUGGCAGUGGACAACAACCUGGCUCGCUAUUGACUGACAAGGGAAGUCCCACAAAAGGGGCCGGCAGUCCCAGUGUAGACCCGGAGAACAUGGCUCGUGUCUUGAGUAUGCUUCAAAUGAGUUCAAAAACUUCAGAGCCCCCUUCCGAAAGCGCACCAACCGCCCAGGCUCAUCCAUCGCCUUUCCAGCUUCUCAACAAAGCCAUGCCAUCCAAUGGACAGUCGCCUCACUACAGCCGCGACGCCAUGGGAUUUGCCCAACUGCACGGCGCCUCCGCCACUUCCCCCACGGCUGUCCAUGCCCCCGGGAUGCGAUCGAUUCACGAAGCUGAGCUUGGCGAUCGCAUCCAAGCAGCCGACGACCACACCCUCGACCACCUCUUACAUCACACCCACCCAUCCUCUUCGACCCCCUUUGCCAACUUUGCUGGUGACUCUCCCCAGCGAUCCUCGUCUGCCCAUCCAAUCGGAGGCUUGGAAGACCACCUGUCAAGCCACUCGUCCGCUGACCGUUUCGGCCAUCUAUCUGGCUCUCAAUCGGCGGCCAACCAUCCGUUCGGAUCGCAGAACGGCCACGGCUCCCAAUCCGUUGGCAGUGCCACCAACAACCAACCCUUCAACCUGUUCACGACCAACCACCCCCCACAUGUCAAGUCGCCCAUCGACGCUAGCUUCGCCGCCCUCCGCAACCAAGCUCCUCAUGACCCACAGAUGUUUCAGCUUCGCCAUAUGCUCCACUCCGUUAACUCUAACUCGCUCACUAACAUUCCUGCCCAGCAGCUCGCACACGAUCGUAGCAACGAUAACCAGAAAUUGGCCUUCUUGUCCCGCCAGCUCCAUCAACAACGUCUAGCCAUUGCGGGUGCAAAUUCGUCGGUGAAUGGCACUUCUCAUGGCUUGCAGCACUUGAACUCUGCCCCGGGGCCAAAUGGAAUUGUCCAGCUACCUUCAGCCAAUGGGCCCCACACGGCGGCACUGAACAACCUUUUCCUGCACCACCAGCAGGUCCCGGCGCACCAUCCCGGGAUCCUUCCGCCCACGGUGACCUUCGCCGGCUCGCCGACUGGGGUCCAAACGGGGGCUGGAGGUGGCCGGCCGGGCCCGGUGGGCUUUGGCCACCCCGCCCCGCAGAUGCUCUUCGCCGGCGUCCCCAUGCUCAAUAACAACCCCGCUACCGCUCCUAACAGCAUUCUCCAACAGCAACAACCCCAGCCUCAUCCCGCACUCGGCAACAAUCCUAACGCCGUCCAACAGCUCUUCCAGAUCCCUCUUGCUAACUUGCCGCCCCCGCCCCAACAACAUAAUGCCCAGCUCGACCUCAUGAGCUUGUUGAACGCCGGCAACCAACGCCGCAUCGGAAUGUAA
This is a messenger RNA of Puccinia triticina, 2871 nucleotides long. RefSeq lists its product as uncharacterized. The coding region runs from base 1 to 2871 and encodes 956 amino acids. The record is from RefSeq and is a predicted model, not a curated record. The transcript is spliced from 7 exons. Lineage: Eukaryota; Fungi; Basidiomycota; Pucciniomycetes; Pucciniales; Pucciniaceae.